This is a messenger RNA of Exaiptasia diaphana, 797 nucleotides long. RefSeq lists its product as uncharacterized. Bases 118 to 780 code for a protein of 220 amino acids. Gene Ontology annotation, biological process: negative regulation of phosphatase activity. The transcript has 2 exons. NCBI's taxonomy places the organism in Eukaryota, Metazoa, Cnidaria, Anthozoa, Actiniaria, Aiptasiidae. The record is from RefSeq and is a predicted model, not a curated record. Gene Ontology annotation, molecular function: phosphatase binding.
CCUGUGUCACAUAGGACGAAAUGAGCCUUGGAUGAGAAGUACGAAAUGGCGGGGCAGAUAAAAACUUUCAGUCAAACUGAUCACUAGAUUCUGUAGACUUUGGACAUAGCUUUCAUCAUGAACGAAGAGUUAAUAAGAAUGGUACCCAAGCCAMCAGAAAGYCCAGRACAUGUUGAAUCCAUAUUUAGUUCGGAUUUGAAUUUAACACCGGAGAAACGACGACCCAAGCCAAACGAAUCGCGCAAACCAAAAACAAAAAGUCCCAAAAAACUAUCAGUUCCUGUUCUUAUAGAAAACCACGAGGGUACGGAACACAUACCAAGGUCAAGUUGCCURGUCCAGCCAGCGAUAAAUUCAUCUGCAAGAAUAAGUCUUAAGCUCCAAGAACUCCAGAGCACCAAAUUUAAUCCUGCAGUAGCCAUUGCYGAAGAGCUCCAAAACUCUGAAACAGCCAGGACAGCUUUGGCUGAGAAAGUCGCUUCUGCAGUGAAUGUGCGAAAGGACCAAAAAAAGUACACCGAUUUGAUCUCUCUCGAUUUAGUCCCCAAUGAUGUCAUCUACUCCCGCACUCAGCAGAGGGUACCUUUCAAGCCGAAAGUUACUAAAUCACAGGAUAAUGAACCUCAAAUAAUGGACUUCUUUUCUGAUGAUUUUGAAGAAGAAAAUGCAAAAUUUGAAUUUAGCUUGKUUGAUGAAGAAGAAGAGAUACCCAAUAUCCAUUUUGAGCAUGCUUURGACUUGUAUUCUCGCAUGUCAUGUUGGGAACACAGAUGGAAAUAAAUCACUUAUUAAAUGAA